This is a messenger RNA of Equus caballus (horse), 1563 nucleotides long. The record is from RefSeq and is a predicted model, not a curated record. Lineage: Eukaryota; Metazoa; Chordata; Mammalia; Perissodactyla; Equidae.
UGGCAGCAGUUAGCUUAGGGCUAAUCUUCCUUGGGAAAAAAAAAAGAAUAUUGUGAUCAUAUACUUACAGGUAUUCAUGCCAAUAGACAAGAAUAACUUGAAAAUAAAUGUUAUUGGUGAAAUUUGUCCACAAAAGUGAUAUAUAGCCAUCUGUGAGACUUUUAGAUCAAGAAACUUUGGAAGUCAACCAUAAGUCAACAUUUGUAAUAACACCUUGCUUGUAUUCUGGUGUUAGUAAGGUAUAGCCACUAUCCAAUUAAUAGGAAUAAGGAAAAUUUAACCUCCUUCCUUUCUGCUUUACAACUAUCUGCAAAAUGGCAGUGAGUGGAAGGUCCAGUCACAGAGACCAGGACUCAGGAGAUGAUGGAAUAUUUUAAAUGGAAUUAAAAAUAUCAUCACUUAGAAAUACUAUGAUCUUUCCAGAUGGAUCAUUUGCUUACAACCCAAGCUGAAUCAAUGGAAAACAUGAACAAUGUAACAGAAUUCAUCCUGCUGGGUCUGACCCAGAAUACAGAACUGCAGAAAGUCUUAUUUGCUGUGUUUUUAAUCCUCUACUUGAUCACAUUGUCAGGUAACCUGCUCAUCUCAGUCACCAUCUUCAUCAGCCCAGCCCUGGGCUCACCCAUGUACUUUUUUCUGUCCUGUUUGUCCAUUAUAGAUGGUUUAUACUCUUCUUCCGUAGCACCCAAAAUGAUCUUUGACUUGAUCUCUGAGAAGAGCACCAUAUCCUUGAAUGGCUGCAUGACUCAGCUCUUUGCUGAACAUUUCUUUGCUGGAACUGAGAUCAUCGUGUUAAUUGUCAUGGCCUAUGACCGCUAUGUAGCCAUCUGUAAGCCCUUGCACUAUAUGACCGUCAUGAAGAGACCUGUGUGUGGUUUCCUGGUGGGAAUGGCUGUAGUUUUAGGGUUUCUUCAUGGAGGGAUCCAGAUUUUGUUCAUGAUCCAGUUACCAUUCUGUGGCCCCAAUGUCAUUGACCAUUUUAUGUGUGAUAUAAUACCUCUUCUGGAGCUGGCCUGCACAGACACUCACACUUUGGGGCCUCUGAUUGCUGCCAACAGUGGGUCUCUCUGUUUGAUCAUUUUUUCUAUGCUGGUUAUUUCCUAUGUCCUCAUCCUAUGCUCCCUGAGGACACAUAGCUCUGAAGGGCGUCACAAAGCCCUAUCUACUUGUGCCUCUCAUGUCACUGUUGUCAUCUUAUUCUUUGUACCUUGUUCAUUUCUGUACCUAAGACCCGUGACCUCCUUCCCUGCUGACAAAGCUGUGACUGUGUUUUGCACCAUAGGAACUCCUAUGUUGAACCCUUUGAUCUACACCCUCAGAAAUACAGAAAUGAAAAAUGUCAUGAAGAAACUCUGGGGGCAAAUAAUGAAAACUGGAGCUAAAUAAAUCUUGUGGUUGGAGUAUCUAGGCAAAAAAAAUCUAGUGAUCUUUUAUAGAGAUUUAUCCUCCUCCUUAGUUCGUUAAACUUGGGACAGUCAAUUAUCCUGCCUGGAUCAGUUUCCUUCAGGAGCCCACAUGUUGUGGACAGGGCUGACAUAUCCAUUAUGGCACAGUGGGCACAGU